Molecule: messenger RNA, 2445 nt
Organism: Adineta ricciae
Lineage: Eukaryota; Metazoa; Rotifera; Eurotatoria; Adinetida; Adinetidae
Source: the annotation of a GenBank genome assembly
AUGAACUACAAAGAUCAAUCCGUAUUGAACUAUCCAGUUACCAAACACAACUACAGUAUCUCUCGUAUAUUUCGUUCAAUAUUUCCUUUUAUCGCGCACAACUACGAUCCAAUGACAACGACAACAGUUCGAUUUUAUGAUUCAACAUUUUAUACAAUUGCAUUAACAUCCGUCGCAUAUUUGAUAUUUCAAACCUAUUCAAUACGUCCAUAUGCCAAUCGUCUAAUCUUGUUCCUUUCUUUCCUAUGUACUUGUCUUAGUUGUGAAACGUUUUUCCAUAUUUUUCAACCGAAUUCAUUAAUUCAGUUCGCCAAUCUAAAUAUUACAAAUUAUUUUUCGCCAACUGUCAUUCAUUUAACUUUAUUACUAUCAAUAUCAUCAUUUCUCUGGAAUGCAACGCAGUGUGCUGCAUUAGCAACAAUCCUACUUCCAUCAAACUCAAACGAUAAUCAACAACCACCCAAUUUCGUCCUACGUCGAUGGCUUCGUCAUGUUUGUGUCGAUCAUUUGUUUGCGCUUCUACUUGUCCGCUUAGGACGCUUAACUGAUGUUGCAACCGUGACAGCAUUGAGUAAUAUGGCAAGUAUUUGUGUCAUUGCUAGUUGGUGUUCACAAAUAGCCGUUUUUCCAUGUAUGCUGUGUUUUCUUCAUUCAUUAUUUAUUGAUCAAGGAACCAUAACUGAUAAGAAUGUGACACCGACAACCUUGACCAAUGCUGAUGAGUUCACAUCGGUCUUGCAUCGCUUGAAAAUCAUCAAAAUUAUGGGUUUAGCAUUAUUCGGUUUGAAAAUUUCAGCGUUAACAUUAUGUGAAGCUUUAGCUUUUGGAUUGACGACAACUAUUUGUUUAUCUUGUCUUAUUGUUGCACCACCCGGACGAGAAAUGUCAAAAUAUACCAGAAUAUUCGAUAUAUUUAUUGGUAAAAUGCCCGGUGAAGAGAAAAAUGAAGCGAUUGCGCUUGAUUGCAAUAAGCAGCAGCAACAACAACAAACUAUUACAAGAAGAUCAAUAGGAUCAAGAGUUGAUGAUACUCAUACUCAUCCGGUAAUCGACCAUCGACAAUUAUCCAAUGGACAUCUUACUCAUUCAACAUCAUCGCCAGAUGUGGUUAAACUAGUCCCUACGACGGAUGAAGCCAAACCUGUACCAAAAAUAGUGAUCGACUAUUCAAUAUUGACCGACGAAGAAGUUCUGGAGUUAGUCAAAUCAAAGAAACUCUUAGCACAUAAUCUCGAAAAGCAUUUACCAUACUUACGAGCAGUUCAUAUUCGACGACUUCUUCUGAAAGAACAAAUGAUUUCCAUUAAAAACACAUUACCAUCAUUGACUACCUUACCGUAUGAACAUUAUGAUUAUUCGCUGGUCAUCAACCAAUGCUGUGAGAACGUUAUCGGAUAUGUUCAAAUACCGGUAGGAUAUGCUGGUCCUAUACGUGUCGAUGGCAAAAACUACUAUAUACCUCUAGCAACUACAGAAGGAGCACUUGUUGCUAGUACCAAUCGUGGUUGUAAAGCACUAUCAAUGUCGAAUCAUGGGGUGGACACCGUUGUUUUCAAUGAUGGUAUGACGCGCGGUCCUGUUCUGAAGUUCAGCACGAUACGACAAGCACACGAAGCAUAUGAAUGGCUAGAAACAAAUUUCGAUGAAAUUAAACAAUGUUUUGACCGUACAAGUUCAUAUGCACGUUUAACUAACAUCAAACGAAAUCUUGCCGCACAUUACUUAUUCAUUCGAUUCGUGGCUACGACUGGUGAUGCGAUGGGUAUGAAUAUGUUAUCAAAGGGUGUGGACGCAGUACUAACGUUAAUCAAGACAGCAUGGGCAGAAACAGUAGAUAUUAUUAGCAUUAGUGGCAAUUAUUGUAUAGAUAAGAAACCAUCAGCGUUGAACUGGAUUGACGGACGGGGCAAAUCGGUUGUAGCAGAAGCUGUGAUAUCACAUGAAAUACUCGAAAAAGUUCUCAAAACUAGUGCCAGUCGAUUAGUUGAAUUAAAUCAAUCGAAGAACUUACUCGGAUCAAUCAUGGCCGGUUCAAUUGGUGGAUUCAAUGCACAUGCUGCUAAUCUUGUAGCUGCCAUGUUUAUUGCUUGUGGUCAAGAUCCCGCACAAGUUGUGUCUAGUAGUAGUUGUUUGACAUGGCUCGAAACCACCGGCCCUGAAAAACAGGAUCUAUACAUAUCAUGUACAAUGUAUUCCCUCGAAGUAGGAACCAUUGGUGGGGGAACGAAGUUAGCUGCACAAAAAGCUUGUCUGGAAAUGCUCGGUAUUGAUGGUUCGAAUGUACAAAUGCCUGGUGAGAACUCUUGUCAAUUGGCUCGUCUCAUUUGUUCAACAGUGCUAGCUGGUGAACUUUCCUUGAUGAGCGCAUUAGCAACGAAUGAUCUGGUUCAUUCACAUUUACGACUCAAUCGAAGUGCAACUGCUCUCAAUCAAAUCAAAUCAUAA